AUGGAAACACACACACACGUAUUCUAUCUAUCUAUCUAUCUAUCUAUCUAUCUACUUCAUUUCCAUUCUCUUCUCUUUUAUCUAUCUAUCUAUCUAUCUAUAUAUUCGUAUACACUGUUUACUACUAUCCCUUCAUUUCUUUCUUUCUUCUUUCCUUUCCCUUCUUUCCUUCUCUCUCUCUUUCUCUCUCUCUCUCUCCAUUCUCUCUCUCUUUCUCUCUCUCUCUCUCCAUUCUCUCUCUCUUUUUCUCUCUCUCUCUCCAUUCUCUCUCUCUCUUUCAUAUUUUUAUAUUCGAAAAUCUACUUUCGUCUACAUUUUAUUCUUUUUAUUCUUUUUAUUCUUUCGUUUUCACCUUUGCUUUUCUUCUUUGUCAUCUUCUUCUUCUACCAUCAUCGUUUUCUUCUUUUUCGAUUUUUUUCUUCACUUUCACUCUUCUUCUCCGAAUUCAUUUUAUUCUUCUUUCUUUCUUUCUUUCUUUCUUUCUUUCUUCUUUUACCUUUCAUUCUUUCGCUUUCUUCUUUCUUUUUCUUUGCUUCCUCUAAUCUUUUAAUUUUUUCGUCCUUUUCUUCUUUCACAUUCGCUCACUCAAUUUCUUCACAUUAUUUGCAAAUGCUAACUUCAUUUUAA
This is a messenger RNA of Acanthosepion pharaonis, 627 nucleotides long. NCBI's taxonomy places the organism in Eukaryota, Metazoa, Mollusca, Cephalopoda, Sepiida, Sepiidae. The record is from the annotation of a GenBank genome assembly.